GCGACUCAGCGGCAAACAACCCCCUUAACUUGUCGGAUUCGACAAAAGUUGUUGAGUGGGCGUUCUGCAGCUUCCGGCAGAUUGGUGUGGUAGCGCCCGUGUUGCUUUGAUUGUUUUCUAAACAAAACUGCCUCGGCUAAAACAUUACAGUAGAUUAACCCAUUUUUGUGACUGGCGUCCUGCUCGAAGAAGACUGUUGAAAUAAUUGCGCUGACGAAACACAAUAUUUUCCCAAUGACACGAACUUUUAGCUCUCCCUUCCCCUUUCGUGUGCUGCUCCUUGGCAGUCGCGCGGCGUAUGGGGGUGGCGCGCGUAAGCGGGUUGUAAACGUAAAUAUUGACUGUAAACAUUGAGCUUUCUCUGUGUGUUUGUGUGCGCAUCAGAGUGUGUGUGUGUGUGUGUUUCCGUGUGAGCCGCCGUUUGUGUAUGUGAACUCUGGACUGUUCUUUGUUUCCGACGCCUUCAUCGCGCCCCAAGUGCGGAAGGGGGAUGUGGGGGGUUUGAAAUGCGUUUUGCACCAGAAACGCUUUGCACGGCUGAAGAAGAUCCUUCGUCCGGUGCAUUAACGCGUAUGCUUGGAAGGUUCACACAGAGGCAUUUGGUUGAACGGUUUAUGCCAAUCGUAGUGUGCUGCGAACCGCGACGGAAUCGGUCGAGAGUUGAUGAGAGGGAGACCACAGUUAUACAACAGAGCCACGUUUAUCAGCGGGCGUUAUAUCAGUCUUGAAACUUCGGCCAAGGGUCGACAAAGCUAAGCGCCUGCCUCUUGUGGCCGUGGCCGCCGUGCAUGUGUGUCCGAGUGAAGUGAGCCCAAGUUUGUGUUUAAAUUUUUAAUAGUAUUGAAUUGCAUAUUCGGCAAGGAUAUUGUGAUGGUUGUGUGAAAGGGAAAUAAGUUAGAGCUCAGUUCCGCAAUGACAACACAGAAAGCAAGCCAUGAUGAACCUUCAACUGUGUCUUUCUCUUUCUUGUUUUCCUCCCUUUUCUUUCACAAAAAAACGUAAUCUGCAAUGUUUUCUUCCUUCAAGAACGCGUUGUAAAGAAUACAUGACGCGAACAAGUUACAUAUGCGGCUGCAAUUUAAAGCAUAUGGAACUAGAAGGACCCACCACAGUAGGAAAAAAGGAAGGAAGUAAAUCCGAAUGGCUCACCGUUCGUUGAUUGACAGAAGAGCGUGUACUGUAGGAUAAAGCUAUCCUACAAUAAGAAACAACCACACUACUAGGUGAGAUCGUUGAACGAGCAGAGAGUGCAUAAGUGCAAUAAGGUAGAACGGUUGCCGAAACCUACCAGAACCACCGUCAGCCGUGUAACCGUCCCCGUGAGCACCCGUCAAGACCACGCACCCGUCAGAUCGUAUCGAUGGCGUCGAGUCCGCGAGCAGGUGGUGCCGCCCAGCGCCCGAACGGUGCGACACAGAACAAAAUCUGUCAGUUUAAGCUCGUCCUGCUGGGCGAAUCGGCCGUCGGCAAAUCGUCGCUGGUGUUACGCUUCGUCAAGGGCCAGUUCCACGAGUACCAGGAAAGUACGAUCGGUGCCGCUUUCCUCACACAAACCCUCUGCAUCGACGAUACGACAGUGAAGUUCGAAAUCUGGGACACUGCUGGACAGGAAAGGUACCACAGUUUGGCGCCCAUGUACUACCGAGGUGCACAGGCCGCGAUCGUGGUGUACGAUAUUCAAAACAGUGAUAGCUUUGCGAGGGCCAAAACGUGGGUCAAGGAGCUUCAAAGACAGGCAUCGCCAAACAUUGUGAUUGCAUUAGCCGGUAACAAGGCCGAUCUGGCAAACAGUCGCGUCGUGGACUACGAGGAGGCCAAGCAAUACGCUGACGACAAUGGGCUACUAUUUAUGGAGACAUCCGCCAAAACGGCCGUCAAUGUGAAUGAUAUAUUCCUUGCAAUAGCUAAAAAGUUACCCAAGAACGAGGGUGCUGGACCGCAGCAAAACAUUAGACCAACGCAAAACGAAACCAAUAGGCAGAACAGCGGCUGCUGUGCUGUGAGCAAGUGAUGUUAUUCAGCAGCAACUGGACUGUUGAAUGCGUGUGAAAACUGCUGCAUGAAAAAUUGUAUAAUGGUAAUUAUCGUUACGUUGAAGCAGCCGGCGGCGGCGUUGGUGGUAGUAAAGUUAAUGCCGGCGGCUGGCGUUGGUAUGAUAAAGAUGAUGAGUAAAUUGAUAGGAGGUAAGACCGAUUCCAAACUAGUUAUGGCAUACCAGAAAAACACAGUAAAGCAUUAUAUUUAAAGGAAAAACACACUCAAGAAAAUAAACAGACAAAAAAAAAACAAACAAACAAAAACAAAACAAUUGUAGAAACAAAAGCGAGAUCGAGGGAAGAAAGGAAGAAGAGGAGGUAAAAAGUAAACAACAACAACAACAAAAAUCAUCCGUAUUUUUGGGGGCAGAAACGAACAAAACUCACAUAAAAAGAAAAACAGAGAGGCAUAGUAGGCAAGGACGAAAAAAAAAUGCAAUUGUUGCAGAAUUAUGGAUGCAGUGACGGACGGACGGACGGACGGGUCCAGAGUGUGCUGAGAUCGAUCGUACUACACGUGCGUGCUGCUGCCGCUGCUGAUGCUGCUACUGUAGGUGAAUUGAUUGAGCGAGCGAGCAAAAGGAAGCAGAAAACCGGGAACGCUCAGCUAGCUGCUGCACACCCCCCGUCGGUGGUUUAGUUUAAUUGGGAUGUAGAAAGCAGAUAUUUUAUUUGAGUCUACGCGGUGAAAUGAUAAUAUAAUAGUAAUAUUAAUAUUCACACUAUACUACUAGCAAACGAGCCGCGCGCCAGCAUGCAUAUACCAACACCACCACCAUCACCACCACCACAACCUCCACGACUACCACCACCAUCAAGGUGCGGAUUACCCGCCAUGCCGAAAUACCACUAAUACUACUACUCUUUAGACAAGAUAAACCAUUCAGGCAGAUAACAGCCACAGGGUCACACAAAGAAUAUUAUGUGCAAUUUGGAAGGAAUCAUAAUUUGGACGCAAAUCCGUAAUUGAAUUGACAGAACGCAAUAAUACAGGAAGCGAAGCGUGGAAACAUCACACGAUCAUCUGGAGAAUUACACUUGGUUAAACCACAAACGAAAACUGACGAAAAUAGUACCCGAUUUCUGUCUAUCCUUUGGUUCCUCCUCUCCCUCUCUGUUGUUGUAUUGAACAUCGCGUUAAACUUUGACCCUUUAGGAGCUUCCCACACUCCACUGUGUGUCGUUUGCUAAAAAGCUAAGCUUAUAACUGUUGCAUUUGAUGAUCCGUUUGCUUUAUGUGGCCAAAAGGGAAGUUGCCUUCUAUUUUCUUUCACAACAUUCUAUUCGUAAUUUGCGUAAUUUCACGCAAACUCGGUUGGUUGGAUGGGGGUUGGGACAUAAAUUCAGAAAAGCACACACAACAAAUAUGAAGCGAACGAUGGAGGCGAAAUAGGAGGUUUAAUUAGUUUAACAACUUGAUCGAUCAGUCAAUCCCAGAGUACACGGAGUAGCAGGACAAAACUACACACACACACUACUGCAUACAAGCCACAGAUUACAAAAGUUGCGCUAGAGUUGUACCACGAAGGUGUGCAAAUUGAUUGGAAAUUUUGGAAAACACUUCCAAAAACUUGUUUGUUGUGUGUGUGUGUGUGUGUGCGCUAAGCGGCAUAUGUUUGGAAGAAUGUAAUCUUUAAGAGGCGCAAUUGUCGUUAGAUCAGAAACCCUUAUCACAACAAAAAAGCAGACAAAACACGGUGGUGACAAAAGACAGGGAACAGGGGGGGGGGGGGGGGAGAAAGAGACGAAACGAAAACGAAUUCAAAGUUCCGUGCUAUUCGUGUGUGUUGUUUAACUAUGAGACACUUUUUUGUAACAGUUCUCCGAUGAGCGUUGAGAUAGAGAGAGGGAGAGAGAGAGAGAGAGGCAGGGAGAGCAUGAAGAGCAGGAAUCCUUUCUUUCGCUUCCUUCCGUUUGGCCUUCCCUUGGUUGGCUUUGUGAAGCUGGCGCAAUUAUGAUGUUUGACUGUGCUAAAACACGGUCGAAUUCAAACGUGUUUGGUUGGUGGUGAUGAUAGUGUGCUUGAUUUGUAAAAGAUUCCCAAAUAAAAAAGGACCUCUUCUCCCUUUACACACAGACACACAUCCCCCGUUUAAAAGACGUAAUUCGUACUAGCGAAGAGUUAACAGCGCUGUUUAUUAUUGGCAAUAGAGUGUGUACACGACGGCUCCUCCGGUGCUAGUAGUAUCUAUAGAGCGAGAGCGAGGGAGAGUGAGAGAGGCAUGAAUAGAGAGAAACACUCAUACACAUUUAACAUAAUGAAAGAUACAGAACUCCCAUAUUUCCCUUCAUUACAGAGUUUUACAGGAGUUCUCAUAGUUGUGGGACACUGCUUAGACUAUUUUCUUAUAGGAAAUGAACUUCAUAUGAUGGACUUGGAAAUUCCUAUUGGAUUCGUUCAAUAAGGAUGCUAUAGAAUCAAAUUCCCAUUAAAUUAAGUUCGUUUUAUUUAAGAAGGAGUCAAUAAAGUGUCCCACAGCUAUGAGAUCUACUGGUAAACCCUGCAUGGAUACCACUAAAAGCAACCCAAAACGUUACAAACGUCUUUUCCAAGAAAGCAGCGAGCAGUGUGGAAGCGCAUCAUUCAACGGCAAGCUGCACAGUAACGAACACACAAACACCUCCACCAAACACGAACCAACUAACCAACCAAACAGCGCCACCCCAAAAAAAAACUCAUCACUAUUCUACUCUACAUAACACACACCCAAAAACUAAAAAUCAAACGCGCCCGAAGAAGCGAAGAAGCUCUGCAGAAAAGUGCUAUAAAAGUGCGCAGGAAACGCAGGUGGAUGGGAGAGGGGGUGGGGGGGUGCAUCCCACUCCCACCCUUUUUCGAAGUUCGAAGUCAAUAAAGAGGAAACAUGAUACACAUUCUGUA
Molecule: messenger RNA, 4917 nt
Organism: Anopheles gambiae (African malaria mosquito)
Lineage: Eukaryota; Metazoa; Arthropoda; Insecta; Diptera; Culicidae
Gene: Rab5
Product: ras-related protein Rab-5B
Exons: 6
Coding region: 1361-2011 (216 amino acids)
Molecular function (GO): GTPase activity; GTP binding
Source: RefSeq, a predicted model, not a curated record